AUGCAGCAGCACCUGAUGCCGAUGCAACCCAUGAUGGCAGCCUACUAUCCCAGCAACGUCACUACUGAUCAUAUUCAGCAGUAUCUGGAUGAAAACAAGUCGCUGAUUCUGAAGAUUGUCGAGAACCAAAACUCGGGGAAAAUGAGUGAAUGUGCAGAGAACCAGGCCAGGUUACAAAGAAACUUGAUGUAUCUAGCUGCUAUUGCUGAUUCACAACCUCAACCACCUGGCAUGCAUUCUCAGUAUCCUGGAGGUGGGAUUUUACAGCCUGGUGCACACUACAUGCAGCACCAACAAGCUCAACAAAUGACACCUCAAUCACUUAUGGCUGCUCGAUCCUCUAUGCUAUACAGUCAGCAGCAAUACUCAGCACUUCAACAACAAGCUUUGCACAGCCAACUCGGAAUGAACACGGGAGGAAGCGGUGGACUUAUGCUGCAAGGGGAGUCUCAUUGUGCUGGAGGUAGCAGUGGAUUUGGAGGUGUAGGAUUUCCAGACUUUGGCCGCAGCACCACCGGGGAGGGGCUGCAUGCCGCUGGAAGGGCAAUGGCAGGUGGAGGUAAGCAAGAAGUGGGCAGCAGUGGGCCUGCAGAAGGACGCGGUGGAAGCUCAGGUGAUGGGGGUGAGUCUCUCUACUUAAAAGAUGCCGAUGAUUGA
Molecule: messenger RNA, 657 nt
Organism: Fraxinus pennsylvanica
Lineage: Eukaryota; Viridiplantae; Streptophyta; Magnoliopsida; Lamiales; Oleaceae
Source: the annotation of a GenBank genome assembly